AUCAAUAAUUGGAUUUUUAUUCUCUUGCAGUGGGAUCGUCCUAUGAGGGUGUCGUCUUACUUCAGCGUCUGUGAUAUUGCUAACACGAUUGAGGAACCAAAGAACUGGUUAAUAACAAAGUUCAUUAACAUCAAGAAUGCUGCACGACUCGAUGUUGAAGUGACCUAUAUCCUCCUUAACUGCUCCUUAGCUGACGUGGGGCCAUUCUGCAGAACAAACUUCUCCCUGUAUUCUUAUCAUACUGAUUACAAAUUAAAUCCAGAUCCAAAACUACUAAAUUUCCACAAAGAAACUGUUAUAACUCUAAAAACUCUAUCUGCGCUUCGAGAGCGCGCAAAAAACAUAUUUUAUGGGUCAGUUUUAACAAAAGCAAAGGGAAUUUAUUUAGCGUUAUUAGACCAAGGAGCCUGCCUGGCAAUAACAAAAUUUGUUGUGAGAUAUCGUUUCUGCUCUGAAACGGUCCCUUCCAAAAUGGUUAGAUUUUCAAGAACAGUUGCUCCAGCAAAUGACAGCAAUUUAACCAAACAAGAAGGAGAAUGUGCAGAUCCUAACUCGAUUACGAAAAACAACAAAAAGUUAUUUGGCGUGUGCCUUAGUAAUGGGGAGUGGAACAUUACAGAUAACUUAGCCUGCCUUUGCAAUUAUGGCUAUGAAUUGACGAAUGGAUCUUUCACAUGCAAAGGUUAGUGCUGCACUUAAAAUCUGGAUUUGCCUCCGAAGCGUUGGGUCCAAAAUUUAAUCAUUUAAAUGGUUAAACAUCUAAAUGACCACCCCGUUUAUUCAUCGUUUGAUAAAAAGCUUAGAGAAGCUUCGAUGCAUAACUUACAUGAAAAUGGACCGUUUGGUCAUACAUGACAUGUUCAUAUAAAUUCAAGCGGUGGACGUAGAUAAAUAAAUCUAUAUUUAUGAGAAGUGCAGCUGUGCAGGGAGAUAAGUUGAAUUUCGACCUGGUCUACAAAGAAAAAAUCCAAAUUUUCGAGUUCAUAAAAAAAUACAGGUCUUCCAAUUCAUAAAUCCUGUCCCCCCCCCCAUUUGUCAAUUUUUGUCGGUCGAUUCUUCAUUUCCUUUUUUGGUUUUGCAAAAAUACGGGGUGUUGAUUUUAGCGUCUUCGUUUUCGGGUCUUUGUUUUCAUGUCUUGGUAUUUAGGUCUGAAAACCCCAGGUUAGAGGUUGCACUAAAUUUAGAGAUGCAUGUUAUUCAAAAACCUGAAUGACGGUCAUUAUGAGAGUCGUAAGGAGUGAAGACAAAAAGAAUUGUCUGGGUAACCAAGCCUCUGCUGAUGACUAUUGCCAAGGUUAUCAAAAUGUCAUAGACAGUAGUCAUUUGCAUGGCAAUAAUUUUUUGCCUAAAAAGCAGGUUAGAGGGUCAUUAUAUUGAUGUGUUCUGAACAGGAGAAUAUCAGUUGAUAUUCUUUUGGCUCUGAAGGAAAGGCAUGUUGAUGAAAUUUUACAUUGUUUCAUUUUAGAGUGUCAGAGAGGCUUCUAUAAGGAUUCUGUUGGUAAUGCAAAAUGUGUACCUUGUCCUGCAAAUUCAGCAUCUAAUACUGGCAGAGCUGGUUGCACGUGUAAAGAAGGUUACAGCAGAUCAUCUAAUAUGGCAGAUUGUGAAGGUAUACUUUAUAUAUAUAUAUAUAUAUAUAUAUAUAUAUAUAUAUAUAUAUAUAUAUAUAUAUAUAUAGGAAGUCUGCAAGUCGAUUUUCGCGUGGAACAGUGCUCAAUACGUUGAAGCAGAGCAGGAUAAAUAUUAUGAGAGGAAAAAAGGGACGUAACUACAUUUCCCGACAAGCCUGUUUCGUGAAUCGCUUCACUCUUCAGGGGUUUAAACCCUUGAAGAGUGAAGCGAUUCACGAAACAGGCUUGUCGGGAAAUGUAGUUACGUCCCUUUUUUCCUCUCAUAAUAUUUAUAUAUAUAUAUAUAUAUAUAUAUAUAUAUAUAUAUAUAUAUAUAUAUAUAUAUAUAUUAGUGUUUGGUCUUUUCCUAAUCAUUAUCGAUUCAUAAGAGUCCCAAGGCCUAAAGAGGAUCAUUUCGGUUUUGUCUAUGAAAAUUCAAAAUGUUCAAAGGAACAAAAGGCUCUUCAGUGUUACGUUCUACUUAAUGCUUAAAACAUCGAUCAGGAUAUAUGCGUAAUUCCUCCCACCACCAACACAACAACAGCAUAGUCUGUUUUGGCUAUGAGAGAAGUCUAUUUCCUAGAAUAAUAAAAUUGGAGCGAACGAGGAAGCGAAAUCUCUCUGCCACCUCACCUGAAAGGCCUUAACAAGAAACGGGUGGGUAGGCGAGAAAAACAACACCACUUGACAAAACACUGUUCAUGCUACUAGAGCACUAACAAAACUGAAACCAGGUACUAUAACCGAUAAAGAAUAGACAAAGGUGUGUCGCGUGGCAUGUGGCAAUUAAUCGCUUUGCGCAAUAGCUCCCAAAGAGGGAAUAUUGACCAACGGUUCGGUCAAGGGUAAUAUCCAGCCAUUAUGAUCGAACGAGCUUGGUCAAUAAAUGAUUUAUCGUAUCGGGUAAAAAUAUUUCGUUUUGAUAAGAAGCAAGAAUAACAUCUAUUUCCAGAGCCGAGAGAGAAAGACAUCUGUGUUUGUAGCACAAUAAACCCACGAGGGUUUUUUUAUGACUCUCUUCUGCCGUUUUUUGCGACUUCAUCGCCGACAUUGCCCAAAAAUAACCGCUCCAUGUACCUCUUCCUCUUGCGCAGGAUCAAACACAACGAUCCCUAACGGUUUCGGUAGCCAGACAGAACACGGGACUCGCCUCAUAUUACCUAUGGGUGCUGCCAGCGAUAUGAAAAAUGUUAUUAUGAUAAAGUAACCUACAUGUAUCAUGCGUGUAAAUGUCAGAAAGAAACCAGACUAGUGUAGCUAAGAACCUCUCUUGAUAGAAAAUCAUGCCCAAAUUAUUCUUGCUCCUAUAGAGGUGAAAGGGCAUGCUUCCCCUUGAAACUUUAAAAAAUACAGUCCUCUUUGAUGCCAUUUCCAACAUAUUGACCUGAUUGUUAUAUUUUUAACCCCUCAGUGAAAGCGGUCGGCUCUUAGUCCCUGUUUACAUUCUAGAUAAUGGUAUUUACUUUAGUGCGGGAAAUGAAAUGUUAAUCAUGAUAUGCAAUGAAGUCACAAAAUAUCAACAAGUCUACGUUCAUUUGUGUCUAAUUGCAGUGUCUUUUUAUUCACAUGUACAGUCAUGGUAAAAGUACUGAUUAACAUAACCAUGGUCAUCACCAGUGAAAGUUGUACUGAUGGGAAAUACGACAUAUUGUCAUUACUGACUAGACUCAAGGAAGUGGUAACCAUUUUUUUAGAGCAAUAUUUCUAUUUAUAUCUUUAUUUCUUUCUUCUAUUUCUGCCGUGGCACAUCGUACAGUUAAAAUUUUAGUUUUGGCUUUCGUUCGAUAAUGGCUGGCUAUCAAAAGAAAUAGAGACUUAUUUUAAUGAACUAGAAAAUUCCAAAUGAGCCUGUUAAGCACUUGCGUGGGCAUGCUAUGAACGUUUAUAAAAGAGGUUUUUCAUUACAAACUGGUAAUAUUCUAAAUUUUUUUGUCGGUGAACAUUCAUAUGUUUAUCUGAUUGUGUGUUUAAGGUGCUGGAUGAACUCCUCGAACUCCUGUUCAGUUUCACUUUUCUGUUCCUUCUUUAGAUGGAAGACGCUUUUGCUUGGAGAUUUGCAGGUUUCAAAAGUGUGCAGUUGAAAAGUAACAUCAGGUUUGUAAAUUGCCUGGAUCAGCAAAUGAAUUAUAAUUUUCCGGUUUCUGAGGCACUUCGCCUUGUAAUGACCCUCGUUUUUUUGUCUUAAUCAAGGUGUGAAGGUGUAACUUUUUACCUUGCACUCAUAAUCGAUUCCAAAGUAAAAGAGCAAGAUGUUAUAAUAGUACUUCGUAAUGCUUCCAGAGAUGGAAAGCUUGGAGACUUCACUGUGAGUGCUAUAAAAAGGACAAGAUUGCAAAUUGACUUCGAAACUGGAACUACUGAAGCAGGCACAAUAACGUCACCUGGCAGUAAGUUUUAAUCCUUCGAUACAAACAUCACAGUUCAUUGGUAGCAGAAAUCUUAGUCCAUGAUAUGCUUCAAUUGGAGUGGUUAAUCAUGGAAUGAGAUUUAAUCACUUUCAAGCGAAACACACACACACACACAUUAUGCACGCUGCACAAGUAUGUUCAGCAUCUAUUUGGAACAUUCUUCUUGUUUAUGGUAUCCAUGUUGAUGUACUUGGUUGUAUUGAUCUUUUAAAACAUCAUACAUAUACAUCUUAGAUCAUUCUUGUUAUGAGUAAUUAUUGUAAAUAUACACUUCUUGAUUUCUCCAGACUGCUUAGUCAUACUGAUUUGCAUACCAUAGAACUUUCCAGAAUAUUUUAUCAAGUCACGCAUUUACUAUGUAAUACUAUUCAAAAGGUUAUGUAAGCUUCUAGAAUGUUCCAGAACACUUUAUGAAUAUAUAUAAAGACUCGCCUAUGUAGUAGUAGGAGUAAUUGUUGUUGUCGGGUAGUGAGAUCGUGUCAGUGGUGAGCUAGAACAUGUGGUGGGCUUAAUUAAGUUUAUUAACGAUAAGUAUUGUACUGCUUCUAGGAGUCGCUCCUUGUUAAGAACAUUAUUCGCUGUUUAAUAAAGUAGUUUAGUUUGUGGGAUUGAGUGUUUUUCUGUGGGUUAGAUUGUAUCGUUACAUUCUGUAUAACACCACAAGAGCUAAGGGCUGCAGGGUGGGAAAGGGAUAUGCCCUUGGGUAGAGCGUGAUAAAAAGCUCAAACAAUAACUUGCGAGGCCUUUGUUUCUUAACUUCGAUCUGAGAAGUUAAUGGGCUAAAGUGGUAUUUCCUAUGGGAGGAAGGGUGCAAGAUCUCAUUCAAUAAAAAUCGAACGGUGUACGCUUCUCCGCUAAUAUUACAAAUAUCUAAUUUUUUUUUUUGCUACUGGAAGUAAAUGUCGCGAGAACAAUAGGCAUUUUGCCCGAUGCUCUGAUUUCGGCAGAUUGUAAGAAAUUUUUUAACACAAUCGUGACCAACUAGAUAAGAGAGCAAACAUUUGGACUCAAAAUCCAACGUAUAUUACUUUACUUAAAAUUCUCACAACACAUACAGCACAGUUAUGAUAGAGAAAUGAUCGUGAAAGGGCCUGCGCGUAAACUUAUAAACUGCAUACAGACUGCAUGAAUCCUAGAAAUAAGCCUUGAAGAGUAAAGAAAAAAGCUUUUAUCAAGUAGUUAACAACUGUAGUGCAGUUUAUAACAAAGAACUUUCAUUUGUUUGGUUGGCUCGUAAUUCAAAUUGCUUUUAAAACAUCUUAAAGAGUAAGUAAGGUUAGGGUAUGGGUGGAAAAAAAUACCUGUAAUUUGGUUCUCACACUUAGUUAAACCCCUUCUUUUAAGUAAUUUGUCACGAAUUAAAUAAAAAGUUAUGUGUAGAAAAAGGCAUCAUGACUAAAACGGUUAAGCGGAAGAUUGCCAUAAUUUAGUUUUAGGAGGCAUAUAUUUCAUACGUUGUUCAACUCUUGUAUUCAAGGUGCCACAGGGAUCACUGUUAGUGCAGUGGUUGGAUCAAUUGCCGCGCUGGCUGUUGCUGUUGGGAUAUUUGUCUUUUUCGUACGGAAGUGGAGAAAGAACUCAAAUGGUAAGAGUAGUAUUAAUGCCAACUCUAGCCCCCCCUAAAACAGUUUAUGUUUUUUAUAGCCUUUUUUAAAAAUAAGGUAUGUUACUGGAUUUCGAAACAGUUCUAAUAAAUCCCUUUAAAAAAAAGAUAUUACUGUCCAACACCGUUAUAUUAUAAAAGAUAUAAUGAAACUUUUUAACUGAAAAUUAAUACUCUCUAAACUUCUAAGAUUCCCUGAAACAAAGGUGGCAAAUGUGCGAUGAAAGAAAAUUAAAGAAAAUACAACUCAAAAUCCACUGCAAAUAACACUGAACAAAAAUGGAGUACGAGAAAGUGUCCAUAUCAAUUUUCAGUGUCAAGGUUUAAGUCUAUGUAGGCCAGAUUACUUGAUAUUGCGAAAUAACGCGCAACGCCCACAAAUACCAUAAAAUGUAGUUUGAGAAUCAGAAACAGUUACGUGGCAUGCCGACCAGAGUAUCACUGAAGCCUCUGAGUGUUUAGGUGAGGCUGGGUGAACACGAGAAAUCUCCUCUAUAAUCUGUUACCUCUAUGAAAUACACACAUAUCCAAAAAUUCAUGACCGUGAUUAUAUGUUCUCGUUUGAUCGGGUUAUAUAAUUCUAUGAUUUCAAUUAUAACCCUUGACCUAGUGACCACUUUCUACUGAAACUGACCAUGUGUAAAAUGAAAUAAAUGUCAGAAAACAUCAUUCUGCAUUGCCUUUGAAUUAUUUCUUACUUUCUCUUAAUAUAUUUUUCGAGUUGGUUUUUCUUUGCUAUCUUCUCACUGUACGUUUUUCAUGUUUUUCAUACUUUUUUCCUUUUUUAUCGUUUUAGAAACAAGAAGAAGAGAGAGGUGAGAUUUUUAGAACGAUAAAGUAUCGCCCAAUUUCAUGUCUUGUUUUUGAUACCAAUUGUAAAUUGUAUGCAACUGUGAAUUUCAAGCAUGGAUUAUGAUAGUUACGCUUAGAGCAGGAGCUUCAUCUAAAGUCAAUUUCCCAGAGCAUCCGUAACGUAAUGUCGUUAAGACUACUCACGAGACCUUUUGUGAAUGGACUAUUCAGAGAUAAUUAUCUUUCCUUAGAGCUAGUCCACUCAAUGAAAGGCACAGAUGCCUGGUUCCUAAUCUUUAUGAAACCUUUUUUGAGUCAGUGCAGCAGCGCAAAAUGUGACAUGUUGUCACUAAUCCUUUCAUGACUAAUACUUAUAGAGUGCCUAAAUGUGUGCUUUCCUAGUUGAACAAAUCGUCAACGUGCUUCUUCCGAUUGAAUCGGAUGCGACUGAAAACGUGAUUUUCUUUUUUACUUUUAGGACAAACAGAGAUCCAAUUGAGGAAAUAGAGAAUGUUUUUGUAAGUCGCUUUAAGAUUUAACUCUUAACCUUAUUGUGGUAUAAUACGGUAUAUCAUUUUUUUGUCAAGAGGGCACGGUAACGAAUCCUUUAAUCUGAUUGGUUCUUAGCACAGUCCGGAUUUUCCUACCUCUGCCGAUGGACACAGUAACGCUUUCGUGGUUCGCGGAGUAUAUUCCUAGCUUCAUUGCAAUUUUUUUCAUAAAUGUAUGAUGUUUUAUCGGCUGGGCAGCAUUUUUAAGCGCGGAUUUCGGUCACAAUCUUAAGCCCUAAAUUUAUCAAUAAUUAUUUGCUUCCUUGUUCUCAAAUCAAUUUGUUCGUUUGGAUUACUGUUCCAAAGUUUGCAUAGAAGUCUUCUAAUUCACCGUUAUCAUUACGCAAAUAGAAAUGUUUUGGUUAAGCGUAAAUCUUUAAUUUAUUUCCUUCACCUUUUACUCGCUGAGACAUUGUUUAGUUUAUGGAGGAUCUUCCCAUAAUUACAAGCACCUUUGGGUUUAAGGAAAAAACGAAAAUGUUAUAUACUAGCUUUGUUCGGUCCUUAUUGGGAAAGCCUGUGCCCUCUGUCUUGACAAAGAGCUUGAGGAUAACAUGUCUGUACUUUGACAGAUAUUGGUGAUCUAAGUUUACGUCAUUCUCCAUUUCAAUUGCGUAACUACCAAACAAAAAAACUUUUAAUAACAUGGCUGGAGCUUUAUUCCCUUUCUUAAGUGCGAUACGUUUUGUGUCUUUGAAUAAAAUGUACCUUGCUGACAAAUUCAUUCACAUUUGAUAAAAUCAUUUCUUACCAGCGGCGGUUUGUCUUUUAUCUUCACUUAUUCCGUGUUCGUAUCUGUACCACCCUCGCUCUGCAAUAAUAUUAUUUUAUAAAAUGCUUCUCCAGUACAUUGUACCACUCAGAGACGAAGCUAACACCACCACAAAUCAGAACGAUCAUCAGUGUAAUCUGUAGGAAACAGAAGAAUAAAAUUGAAAGUUUAAUACGAGCCAGCACCCUUAUAUUAUUAUUUUUUAAUUUUUUACUAUUGCACUUCUAGUAGUAACUCCGAAAGAAUGGAAGAUAGUGCCAUAAGUGGCUAUGAAAUUCCUACAGGAAACAGCUGAAGAAAAUUUAAAAUUUAAUACGAGCCAGCACAUUUUAUUUUUCUUCUUUUAUAUAAUUAUAAUGAUGAUAUUAUGCAACACAUUCGAAAGAAAACUUUGACAUGAACCACGGAAUGAAAAAGAAGGUAGAUUUGAAAAACGUUCCGCUGUAGCCCUAGUUAAUGAUUCCUUUUAUUAUUUUAAACUCAAAAGACUGAACUUGAGAUGGCGGAAGCUUCUCAAAGCCACCAGUAUAUGGCAUUGGAUGAGAGGAAUCGGUCACCGGCGAACUGUCCACAACCGAGCCAGUCCGUCACUGAAUACACCUCUACAUAUUCAUCACCACGCUGUUGGGAGAUUCCUACAGAGCAUGUGACUCUAGAAAAGGUCGUUGGUAAAGGGGCUUUUGGUCAGGUUGCCAAGGCAACAGUCAUAGGCCUUCAGGGGAAACCAACGAAGACACUUGUGGCUGUUAAGAUGUUGAAAGGUAUCAAUUACUUCAAAUAAUAGGAUGUGUUUCAGUGAAAUUCCAACGGUAACACUCCCCUGGAAAGACUUAGCCCUAGGCAGGUAGCCUAAGAUUCAGAAAAGAUUCAGCCUUCUUCUCAAUCCUGAAGGUAGCAAAGCAAGCCUAAUCUCCCCUCCCCCCAGCCCUUCCUAAAUGGGGAGAGUAAGGUUCAUUUAGCAGUAGUACAAUCAGCGGUCAACUAAACGUACCUCAGUUAGUUGAUCAGGAUCGUGAGACAAUUUAAAACCAGCUACCAAACAGACCAUGCAUAGAUAUGGACGUGAUCCUCGUAGUUAUGAACAUUAUUAAAGUAGUAGUGAAAAUAACGUCUGAAAAAAGUUCAGGCCUGUUCGGGCCUUAUUUUCUCUUCUACUUAAGCAGUGUUCAUAACUGCGAGGAUCGAUUCCAUAUCCAGAUCGUUUCCUCAAACGUAGUUCCCUUGUAUGAUUUUCAUAUAUUUACAGUCAUUUAUAGACCAUGAAUGAGUUGACCAGACCUGCGUAAUCGAGACAUGACACGACAAGCUUCUCACGUGGCCUUAGCAUGAAACUUGCUGGUGCAGCGCCCUCUGAUAUCAGAAGCCGUACAAUUUUCUUUCAAAUUUAUCAGAACUAUAUCUUUUCCUGCAAGAACAUAACGACAGAGACGUUUAUUUGUAGAGAAUUAAAUUCUCGCCAACAAUCGACACUCCUCCCUCCCACCUUUUCAAAAGUAGCAAACCUCUGUUUUUCCGAAUUCAAAUUAACAUAAGGGUGGUCCCUUUCAACAUUAAACCUCAGCGGGAAAAGGAAAAAUGUCUUUGCUAAGCGUAUGCCUCUUAGCAAUUGUUUGGUAGAAAUCGUACGCUAAUUAAAUUCAAUAUCAUUAAAGCAUGGUGAUACUGGUAUAGCAGUGGAAUGAAGGGUUUUGUUGUUAUAUUUGACGACUGAGAAUGAUGUUUGAAAUUUAUAGAAAUUUAUAUUUACUUGCAGAGUAUUACAGUAUUGUGAUUUUAGAUAGGAUGUUCAAUCACUAAACAACACGGAGCUCAAAGUUCGGAAGGAAAUGUGCCACUUAUUUUGAUUCAGCAAGUCAGAGAAUAUCAACUGAUAUUUUCUGAGGUCCAGUUACUGAUAUUGCUUGUAAAGGUAACAGCUGAUGGGUGAUCAUCUUGCAGAUCACGCUUCUGAGUCGGACAGGAAGGACUUGUUGUCCGAACUUCGAUUGAUGAAGGAACUCGAUGCUCAUCCUCAUGUUAUUAAACUUCUAGGAUGUGUCACGAAAUCUGGUAAAUAUGGAAAAGUAUAAUUUAAUCGCCCAAACAGCCAAAACAAAGAGCAGAUCUAGGGCUUAAUAUAAGCAUAUUUCCCUGUUUACCAUGCUUUUCAGGGCCCUUGAUGGUGUUGAUUGAAUACGUACCCUAUGGAGAUCUACUGGGAUACCUCAGAAAGAGUCGUGGAUUAAAUGAUACUUACUUCGAAGACCCGGAUAUCAAACCACAAAGUAAUCUGGCGUCAGAGCAGCUGAUGAAGUUUGCGUGGCAAGUUGCCGAUGGAAUGUCGUAUUUGUCAUCGAUACCAGUAAGUAGGAACGCAAUCUCUAGUUACUGAACUGUUUCUUUGGCAUAUGUUGCUGAAAUAUGACAUAAGUCAUUACUUUUCAUUCUUUUCGUUGAAUUAUUCUGGACCCCUCAAUUCAUUAACAUUAAUGAUUUGAUUUUAUUUGUCGUAGAUUAUCCAUCGAGACCUUGCAGCUCGUAAUGUGCUGGUUGGAAAAAGAGAAACGUGCAAAGUAACAGACUUUGGUAUGGCCAGAGACGUCAAAGAGGAGAGCAUUUAUCAACGGAAGUCUAAGGUACCGAAUUUGUUCUCUUAGCUAGAGAUCUGUGAACAGUCUGCUAUGGGUGAAGUUGUACUUGUCCUUGAUCAUGAUCUUUUCCUCAGUUUUGUCGAUCAAUUCUAUGUGUUUUUAAUUUAGGGACGUCUUCCCGUUAAAUGGACUGCCAUUGAGGCAUUGCUGUACGGAAAAUAUUCUACAAAGAGUGAUGUGUGAGUACAAGGGCUUCAUAAGGUCCAUAAGCAAAUUGGGUAAAGUGAUUGGAUGUCUAAUGUAUGUUAUGCUUCGUAUUUCUUAAAAUUGAUGUGGAGAUGUGGAGGCAUCCUAUUUAGAAGGGGUGGUAAUACCCUUUCUGGCUUUGAGUUAUAAGUUACGGUCCAGGUCCCGCUCCUAUUACAAGUCUAGUGUGCUUCCCACGGUGUUUUACCGAAGAUAUUUAAUUCACCUUUUUUUUAACAGUACGGACCAGAACGUUUAUUUCCUUUAAUGCAUCUCGUUUAUUUUACAGAUGGAGCUACGGAGUUCUCCUCUAUGAGAUCUUCACGAUUGGUAGGUCGCGAGAUUAAUAACCAGACCAUUAACUUUAGCGUCAACGUGUCAACGAAAGUGGCAUUUGUGUUGACUCGUGGUCAUGAAGUAAGCAUGGUGUACCAUUCUCUGAGGACUUCAGUUUUGCCUUUGUGUUUUGUACCUGCCAGGCCACCUUAGAUUGCCUCAGUCGCUGAACUUAUUGGAAAAAAACAAACAAACAAACAAACAAACUAGGAACAAUGAUACAGGAAUUAUAUUGUAAAAAUAUAUUUACAAGUGUCAGGCCCUUGAAGUGUAUUUAGAGUACCCGCUUUAUUUUAGGUGGUUCACCGUAUCCAGGGAAGGAUGCAAAAAAAAUGGCAAAGUUGCUAGAGAGGGGAUACAGAAUGCCUAAACCACAACAUGUGGAUGAGAAGUUGUAUGAAAAGAUUGUGUUGUUGUUGUUGUUGUUUUCUUUGUACGUUCUCGGUAACAUUAUAGCGGUAACAUUUAUUUGAAAAGUUCUUCUCGUGAAAGUUGCGUGUGCAGCUCAAAAUUAAACCUGUUUUUCUUCCUGAAUGAGCUUACCUAGGGGAAAUAUUGGAAUGAGUCAAUGAUCACGAGUUUGUCUCUUGUGUUCAGUAAAGAAAGGAACAAACUUUCCUACUGUAUAUUGCAACAUUUUGUGCAUAACAACAUCCUAUCUGAGGGCAAUAAGAACGUAUACUGAUAUAUCCUUAACGUCUUUGUGUUUCAGGUAUGACAUAAUGACAAACUGUUGGAAAGACGACCCUAACUUGAGACCAUCUUUUGAAAAUCUGAGGAAAGAACUCAAAGAAAUGGAAAACCAGCACAAGGUAGAUUUGUAGAGCUAAUUUUGAUCGUUUUAAGUUCCAUCUGGCUUACGCAGGGUGACUUAAAAACGCAGAAUAUCGUCUACUUCAGGGUAGCAGAUUUUGGAUAUUAUAGUUUAUUAUGAAAAUUACGGAAGUUUCGAAGCUACUUUACCUAAAUAUGAGGUAACAAUGAUAUAACAGGAUUCCACCCAGUGUCCUUGCACAAGUUCCAAAGCUUGUUCACAAAACACGGAAGCGGAGUAUGUUUUGUUCAUAGAAUGAAAACCCAAAGUAAAUGCAAAGUUGUAUUGAGUUAAUACCAGUGUAGUGCUUCGAACCUUUCGUUUAGUCUCCAGAGAGGUACACUACAAUAUUCCUUAGCUUUUUCUUUAUUCUUUUCUGAUAUCGAAAUUUAGAAUCUACCACUGUCAAAUGCAUGUAAUAAUCGUGUGACUACGAGGUGUUCGAGCGUUGCAGGUCUAUUUUAUUUUCGUUAUUUCCAAGUAUAUUUUCAUCAUCAACACGCUCUUUACGAAGGACGAAAAGUCAGUCAACACUUUUUUUUCUGCAGGGGCUGAUAAACUUAAGCAAUUACGACGAUCGACUCUACGUUAAUGUUGACGAUCUUGCUGUGUAA
This is a messenger RNA of Pocillopora meandrina, 12316 nucleotides long. The record is from the annotation of a GenBank genome assembly. Lineage: Eukaryota; Metazoa; Cnidaria; Anthozoa; Scleractinia; Pocilloporidae.